AUGGAGCUAUUCUAUGGAUCUUGUAACUUUGUGACCAAGCCAGUUGUUGAUCAAGUUUGUGGUGGAUCUUUCAUGUCUAAGACUUUUGCCGAAUCUUCUGCUAUCUUGGACAAGGAAAAGAAUGUUGAAUCUGAAACUAAGAAGCAUACUAAGAGUGGUGUCAAUAAUACUGUUCUUGUUGAUGAUGAUAAGAUUAAGGAACUUGUAGUAGAGCCAAAGUUGACAGACAAGGUAAAGGUCAAAUAUCAAUCUGAUGCAGAGGUAGUACAACCAUCGCCACCAAUUUGCAAACUGCCUUCUCCAUUCCCUCAGAGGUUCAAAAACAAGGUUGAGGAUGACAAGUUCUUGAAAUUCAUUAUUAUGUUGAAGGAACUGUUCGUGAAUAUUCUGUUGGUUAAAGCAUUGGAACAAAUGCCGGAUUAUGCUAAAUUCAUGAAGGACCUAGUUGCAAAGAAGAAGACAGACACUUUCGAGCCAGUUGAUAACUUAAACCAUUGUAGUGCUAAUUCUACAAGCCUUGUGUACUGUGUCCCUAAAAAGAGAGGUAUGACAGUUGUUGCUAACGACAAGAAUGAGUUGGUACCUAAGGCUAGUCACGGUUGUCGAGUCUAUACGGACUAUAGAAAGGUCAACAAGUCGACCUUGAAAGACCAUUUCCCAAUGCCUUUCAUGGACCACAUGCUAGGACACAAGAUUUCUGAGAAAGGCCUGGAAGUAGACAAGGUGAAAAUUGAGGUUAUUGAGAAGUUUCCCUCUCCCAUCUCUGUGAAGGGUAUUCGAAGUUUCUUGGGGCAUGCAGGUUUCUACAUGCAUUUUAUCAAGGACUUCUCUAAAAUUGCACAUCCCUUGUGUAAUUUAUUAGAAAAAGAGGUAAAAUUCUAUUUUGAUGAGGCAUGUAUGAAGGCAUUUGAGUGUCUGAAAGUGAAGCUGAUUUCAGCCCCAGUGAUUAUUGCUCUAGACUGGUCUAAACUAUUUGAGGUGAUGUCUGAUGCUAGUGGUGUUGCUUUGGGGGUUGUGCUAGGGUAA
Solanum dulcamara is the source of this 1026-nucleotide messenger RNA. RefSeq lists its product as uncharacterized. The record is from RefSeq and is a predicted model, not a curated record. The transcript is spliced from 3 exons. The coding region runs from base 1 to 1026 and encodes 341 amino acids. Lineage: Eukaryota; Viridiplantae; Streptophyta; Magnoliopsida; Solanales; Solanaceae.